AUGACAACUCUACUUCUUAUAUUCAAUCGAUUUCGUGCCAUUACGUUUCCUUUUGCUAAAGGGCUCCCUUAUGAAGUCUUACUAUCAAUUAUUGCAAUUUUUAUUCUGCCUAUGCCCAUUUGCUACGAUCUGUUGUAUGCCAAGGCUUUUUACCUGUACAGUGAACCGUUACAGGGAUAUUACCUUAUUUCGGAAACAGCCCACGAACAUCAACGUCUUCUCUAUCUUGUCAUAUUUGAAUGUGUGGUGGCGUCGAUGGGUCUCUUCAUGAACAGCACUGGCAUCGCUGUGUUACUGCGGAGGUCUAUAUCACAAAAUCGAAGGAAAGAAACCCGACUUUUUAUAAUAUCUUGCAUAUGUUUUCUGUUCCAGAUGCUGAAUGCGAUAGUAAUGCUGUGCAUUUAUUUGUUUUCUUGGUGUACGCAUGAAAUAAGAAUGACGAUGUUCUUGGUUCCCAUAUGCAACGACUUGAACUCGCUAUCAUUGCCCUACUAUUUCCUCUUCUUCAAUGAUCGAAUGAGGAAAUUCUUUUUCGACUUGCCGCCAUGCAAAUGGUUGUCUGCUUUUUGUUAUUCUGAAGAGCAGACGAAAGCUGUACCGUUAUUAGAAUUCCGAAACAUCGGAUGA
This is a messenger RNA of Necator americanus (New World hookworm), 627 nucleotides long. RefSeq lists its product as uncharacterized. Bases 1 to 627 code for a protein of 208 amino acids. Lineage: Eukaryota; Metazoa; Nematoda; Chromadorea; Rhabditida; Ancylostomatidae. The record is from RefSeq and is a predicted model, not a curated record. The transcript has 4 exons.